Magnolia sinica is the source of this 793-nucleotide messenger RNA. RefSeq names its product probable LRR receptor-like serine/threonine-protein kinase At3g47570. Gene Ontology annotation, molecular function: ATP binding; protein kinase activity. NCBI's taxonomy places the organism in Eukaryota, Viridiplantae, Streptophyta, Magnoliopsida, Magnoliales, Magnoliaceae. The record is from RefSeq and is a predicted model, not a curated record. Gene Ontology annotation, biological process: protein phosphorylation. The transcript has 2 exons. The coding region runs from base 52 to 771 and encodes 239 amino acids.
UUUGCAGUGAAAGUCCUCAACCUUCAACAGCAAGGAGCUCUGAGGAGCUUCAUGGCCGAAUGUGAAGCUUUGAGAAACAUUAGCCAUCGGAAUCUUAUUAAAAUCUUAACCUGUUGCUCAAGCAUUGAUUAUAAAGGCAACGAGUUCAAGGCUUUAGUUUUUGAGUACAUGAACAAUGGAAGUCUAGACAGGUGGUUACCCAAAGAUGGGUAUGACCAGCAAAGGGGGAAUUUAACCUUUAUUCAAAGGUUAAAUAUAGCGCAUGAUGUGACUUCUGCACUGGAUUAUCUACACCACCAUUGCCAAACACCAAUUGUGCAUCACAAUUUAAAACCGAGCAACAUUCUUCUUGAUGAUGACAUGAUUGCCCAUGUGGGUGACUUCGGGUUAUCAAGGUUCUUAUCGGAGUUUUCUCAAACCAUAUUGCUUGGGGUGAAGGGAUCUAUUGGGUACAUCGCUCCAGAGUAUGGGAUGGGCGGUAAAGCUUCCACACAAGGAGAUGUUUAUAGCUAUGGAAUCCUUCUCUUAGAGAUGAUAAUUGGAAAGGGGCCAACUGAUGACAUGUUUAAAGACAAUCUAUACCUUCAUCAUUUUGCCAAGUUGGCGUUGCCUGGACGAGUAAUGGAGAUUGUAGAUCCAUAUCUCUUUGAAGAAGCGGAAGUUACUCAAGGCAGUGGAAAUCAUAUCAAUGCAAGGAAUAAAAUGCAUGAUUGCUUGAUUUCAAUGGUCAGAAUUGGUGUGUUGUGUUCUUUGGAAUCUCCGAGAGAAUGAAUGGAGAUGAAAAAUGUUGUCA